Notothenia coriiceps (black rockcod) is the source of this 648-nucleotide messenger RNA. RefSeq names its product ADP-ribosylation factor-like protein 8B-A. Gene Ontology annotation, biological process: protein transport; anterograde axonal transport. Bases 109 to 633 code for a protein of 174 amino acids. The record is from RefSeq and is a predicted model, not a curated record. Lineage: Eukaryota; Metazoa; Chordata; Actinopteri; Perciformes; Nototheniidae. Gene Ontology annotation, molecular function: GTP binding; GTPase activity. The transcript is spliced from 6 exons. Gene Ontology annotation, cellular component: lysosomal membrane.
UAUGACAGCUGCCUGCGUCCCACUUCCCUUCCUCGCUGGAAAACGCCACAUCUGACAGGGAGGGAGAGACAGACACUACCGUGGGGGAGUGUGGACACCGACCUGAAGAUGCUGGCCCUAGUGAACCGGCUGCUGGACUGGUUUAAGACUCUGUUUUGGAAGGAGGAGAUGGAGCUGACGCUGGUUGGCCUCCAGUACUCGGGAAAAACUACAUUUGUAAACGUGAUCGCUUCUGGGCAUUUCAGUGAAGACAUGAUCCCUACGGUGGGGUUCAAUAUGAGGAAGGUCACCAAAGGAAACGUCACCAUAAAGAUCUGGGACAUAGGAGGGCAGCCAAGGUUCAGGAGCAUGUGGGAGCGGUACUGUCGGGGGGUUAAUUCAAUCGUGUACAUGGUUGACGCAGCAGAUCAAGAAAAGGUGGAGGCAUCUAGAAACGAGCUUCAUAAUUUAUUAGACAAACCUCAGUUGCAAGGAAUUCCUGUUUUGGUACUCGGUAACAAAAGGGAUCUCCCCAGUGCUCUAGAUGAAAAGCAGCUCAUUGAGAAAUUGAAUCUGGCAGCCAUUCAGGACAGAGAGAUUUGCUGCUACUCCAUUUCCUGCAAAGAGAAAGACAACAUUGGUGAGUUGCAGUGAUUGAACUCAAUUUCA